Oldenlandia corymbosa var. corymbosa is the source of this 2631-nucleotide messenger RNA. The record is from the annotation of a GenBank genome assembly. NCBI's taxonomy places the organism in Eukaryota, Viridiplantae, Streptophyta, Magnoliopsida, Gentianales, Rubiaceae.
AUGGCCAAGGAAGUAGUUAGGGUAGAGGACGCAGAAUGUUCGUUAACCCAAGAGAGGCUGGGCGAGUUGGAGAGCUAUUACAGCCUUACGGCCGUGAACCCCACCUUACCCGAAGGCCAUGAGAGAGCCAACACUCCUCCUUCGGGGAAGAUUAUGAUAUACGAGAAGUUUUUGGAAUACGGAUUGCAUUUUCCCUUGAUGCCUAUGUUUAGGAAGAUAGUAGAGGCUUACGGCCGACCCCUGGCCCAAUACACCCCGAACCUUAUAACCAUAGUCCUGGCCUUCGUGCACGUGUGCAACAAGACGGGGGUGGAACCCGAUAUUUUCUUGUUCAGGUGCUUUUACAAGCUCGUCCGAUACGGGAAGAGCUUUCCCGGGUGGUUCAGCUUCACUAAGAAUCUGCACGGACCGUCCAAGGAGUUGGUAGCGAAGAACGAGAGCUCCAAGCAUUGGAGGUCGGGAUUCUUCUACGUGGACGCGAACUUCGUCUCUCUGUUUCCGUGGACGUCGGACGAGGGAGGGACAAUCACCUUGGACCCGUGGACCAAGAAGGACAAGAAAGAUAUUGAAACCCGGAGGAGGGACUUGGAGAAGUUAGCCGGCUGGAGAAAGACCUAUACCUAUAGACAAAUUACGUCGCUAAGCGACGGGAUCAGCUCUCAUAAUCAAGACGAGGAAGAGCAGUACGCCGAAGAGGAGCCGCGAGAGGUCACCCCGCCUGAGACGGGGGCGGCCUCUUCCGAGCAGACGACGAGGACGCCCGUCGAAGGUUCCAAGAGGGGGAGCUCCUCUGGCCGAUCCUCAGGUCACCUUAAGAGGAAGAGGGGGGCCUCGGAGGUUGUGGAGGUGGAUCCGCUGUCCUUUAGCCUCCCAUCGAUCCAUGAGUUGUCCUCCUUGGACGAUCUUCUGAAGGAAGGAUAUGCAGACCCGGGUCGGGGCACCGAUUUGUUCGAGGACAUACCCGCGGGCAACGCUCUGCUAACCUUCGACCCUCCUCGGGUUGAGUGUUCUGAGUUACCCGAGACCGGAGCAAUGAGGCUGGAGGACGGCAUGAGACAGGACGUUCCUGUUGCAGGCCGUGCAGGCAGUCAACACGUUUGUGUUCGUAUGCGCGGGCCUGAGGGAGCAACUGGCCUCGGCCCAGAGGACGGCCACGAGCGAGGCCAACAGGGCCAGGGACAUGGAGGUCAUGUUCAAGGCCUCGGAAGGGAGGAGAGCGCAUUUAGAAGAAGAGAGGAAGCGCCUGGAAGAGGAGGUUGCGAGGGCGAAGGCGGAGCUCAAGGACGUGGAGCUGACCCACCGCCUCGAGAUAGAAAGCUUGCUGGCCACGAGUGUCUCGAAGUCUCGGCUGGACACGUACAUCUUGGCAGGGGUCCAACUGUACCUGGGGUCGACCGAGUUCGCCCUCGGGAUAAACGACAUCAUGGACCCUGCCAUGGAGAGGGGGCGAGGAAGGUCGUUCUGGACAUCGAGGCGGCCCAGAAGAAGACCGAGGACAUCCAGCCCAUCCUCGAAAAGUACGCUGAUAGGGACAGGAAAGGGAAGACGUCCGCAGUGCGACUGCGGUGCAAGGCCCGGAAACACUUCCGGGAUAUGGAUUUCGCCCGUCUCCCCAUCAUGCAGCAGAUUUCCGAAGCCUGCGCCUCCCUUUCGAAGCCCGAGGACAUUCUGAACAUCCCGGGUAGUCCCUCGUUCGUCUUCCAGAGACGCCCCCCCAGCACGCCACCGGGACCGGAGGAGGAACCCGCGAUAGUUGCAUCCGAGCCUCCACCCCAAGGACAUAACUCCGGCAGCCGAGGAGGAGGAGGAACAUCCACGGAUUCCAAUGCCCGCAGUGGAGACAAGGGGAAGGGCACAGCUCCGGACUUCCCCUCUCACCCAGACGGAACCUCCCGAGGGUUGCCCGUGACCCGGGGUCUUUGGGAGACUUCAGGAAUCCCAUGGAUUGACAUGCAGUUGCCCGACCCUCACCACGACCCUACGGCCUUUCCACUUUACGCGGCCGUAGGGGGGGCUUUGGCAGAUCCGAACGUUGAUAGGGGUCGAGGACGACUAUCAGGUCUUGAAGGGCAACUCGAAGAGGCUCUGCAAACCUUCCGGGCCUCUGAGUUGCACGAGGCACGUAAGACCGUUCUCGAGGCGAAGGCCGAGAACGACCGGUUGGAUAAGUUAUGGCGGGAUACGGAAGCUUAUUGGGAAGACCAUCUAAAGAAUUCCAUACAAUUAGAGAUGUUGGCUAACAACCGCCUUCGGACGUUCGAAGCCAAGAUACGGAAGAAGAAGAAGGACGAGGGUUUAGCCGAACCCGAUCCGGAAGAUUUUAUCCCCCGUAACUACUUUGAGAGCGUGCUGGUACACCUCCGAAAGGCUUACGCCCUGGUCGCCGUAAAGUGGGAUCGUUCCUCUGAUAAGAUCGAGGCUCUUCGGGCAUAUGCUGGACAGCUUCGGACGGCGUUAGAGAGCGCGAUAUCCUUCAUUGUGGAGACGGGAAAGGAAUAUGACUUCGCAGCAUUGUGGCCCGAACCCUGUCCAGCUAUGAGAGACGAGCCCACUUCUCCGACUCGUGAGGCCGAACGCAUGAUAUACGAGAAUGACGCUUUGUUCUUCGAGUUGGGUCAAGGGUCUCGUUAA